Messenger RNA from Ilyonectria robusta, 738 nucleotides. RefSeq lists its product as uncharacterized. The transcript has 2 exons. The coding region runs from base 1 to 738 and encodes 245 amino acids. NCBI's taxonomy places the organism in Eukaryota, Fungi, Ascomycota, Sordariomycetes, Hypocreales, Nectriaceae. The record is from RefSeq and is a predicted model, not a curated record.
AUGCCCACUCAAGCUGCACAGAACAUCAUGCUGGCAAUUACUGUUAUGCCGCGUUUAGUCAAGCCUCUACCUUACAAGACGAAGAUAGCCAAUGCGUUCUUUAUUCUACGGGGUGUCGUAUUGGUUCUUCAUCAACAAGAUGCAUUCGACAAACCAGGAGAUUUCUUGUCAAGAAUGGCGCAUCGUCAAAUGAGCGAACUCGUUAGAUCUGCCCCCAAAAUACAGUCUCGGGACAUAGUGGCACUACCACUCCGGAAAAGGGACGUUGGCAGCAUUUGCUUCUGGAAUUGGUGGCACACUGACCGUCUGUGGCGACUAGUCGACGACAUCUUUCCUCGCAAUCGACAUAAUCCCGUCUUCUGGUGGCUAGGCCCCCGAGGAAAAAUCCUUGGAUGCCGAUCUGUUCCCGGCUCGACUACCGGUUCAGAACACUGGAUCGACAUUAGAUCAGAAGCAUCGUUGCCAGCGGGAAGAUUGACGUUCACGAUUCUUUCUCAGCCAGUGCAAAUGGCCAUUGUCUGGGAAUACGAGCCUAAGUGCGCCGACAAUGCCGGCCUAGGUUGGGUGAACUUCGAGGGAGAUUUAAUGGCAACAUACGCUUCGCUCACCUCAGCGGCCCAUGAAGGACGCACCAGCAAGACGGUAAUGGACUAUUGUAGCAUCAAAGCACCUCCAUGCACGGCACUAGCUGCGCAAAUUAGAAACGAAGAGGACAUUCCAAUCGUCUACGUACACUGA